Messenger RNA from Brassica oleracea var. oleracea, 1274 nucleotides. RefSeq names its product glucuronoxylan 4-O-methyltransferase 1. Gene Ontology annotation, biological process: xylan biosynthetic process. The transcript has a single exon. The record is from RefSeq and is a predicted model, not a curated record. NCBI's taxonomy places the organism in Eukaryota, Viridiplantae, Streptophyta, Magnoliopsida, Brassicales, Brassicaceae. The coding region runs from base 183 to 1052 and encodes 289 amino acids.
ACGGACACGUGUCACUAAACAAAACGCCCUCGUCCUAGGAAAAAUAUCACAAAAAAUUUCUAACCCAUUUCUCCCCAAUCAAGAACUCUAUUUACAUUUCUAUAUCCUCAUUUCGAGGCCUUGACCGGAGAAAACACACACAAAAAGAAUAAGUCAGAUCUGAGAUCAAAAGAGAAAAAAAGAUGAGCAACUUAAUCCCACCGGAGAAACGAUGGAUCAUCACCACCGUAUUACUAGCCGGUCUAGUAGGCGGCGCUCUACUCUUCACAAGCUUCUUACGAGCCGCGGACGACGCUUUCUUCCUCUGCUCCACCGCGAGCGCCAAAAGCCGAGCUGUAGCCGCGGCGGCCGAUUACGCAGCUACACCGAUCCAGCUCCAAGCCAUCGUCCACUACGCGACCUCCACCGUGGUCCCACAGCAGAACAUGGCGGAGAUCUCGAUCUCUUUCAACGUCUUGAAAGAGCUAGCUCCGGCCAACUUCCUCGUCUUCGGGCUGGGCCGUGACUCGCUCAUGUGGGCUUCUCUCAACCCACGGGGCAAAACGCUGUUCCUCGAGGAAGAUCUCGAGUGGUUUCAGAAAGUGACCAAAGACUCCCCUUUCCUCCGUGCGCAUCACGUGCGUUACAGGACGCAGCUACAAGAAGCCGACAGGCUUCUACGCUCUUACAAAACGGAGCCGAGCUGUUUCCCGGCGAAAUCGUAUCUCCGAGGGAACGAGCGUUGCAAGCUCGCUCUCACGGGACUUCCUGAUGAGUUCUACGAUACGGAGUGGGAUCUGAUUAUGGUCGACGCUCCUAAAGGCUACUUCGCCGAAGCUCCGGGAAGAAUGGCGGCGAUUUACUCGGCGGCGGUUAUGGCUAGGAACAGGAAGAAACCUGGAGUCACUCACGUGUUCUUGCACGAUGUUAACCGGAGGGUGGAGAAGACUUUCGCCAACGAGUUUUUAUGCCGGAAGUAUAGAGUUCAUGCCGCCGGGAGGUUGUGGCAUUUCGCGAUUCCUCCGGUGGCUGCAAACGCUACAAUCGACGGUGGCGAUUACAGGUUUUGUUAAGAUCCUGACACGUCUUGUGUUGUUUCCUCUUUUGCCCUUUUUAUUAUCUCUUUUUCCGUUACUUGAGGAGAUCUUGUUACACAGGGUUCACUUUAUUAUCUGAUUUAAUGCCUUCAGCUUUGGAUCUACAUACCGUGUUUUGGCAUUGUUAGUUACGUUGACUUUCUGUAUUGCAUAGGGCAUUUUUCACACCAUACUAUAUGAUAAUGUGACAUUUAUAUC